Molecule: messenger RNA, 585 nt
Organism: Adineta ricciae
Lineage: Eukaryota; Metazoa; Rotifera; Eurotatoria; Adinetida; Adinetidae
Source: the annotation of a GenBank genome assembly
AUGGACAAACCGCAAACAAAUGGACAUUCUUUACUACAAAAUGGAAGUGAUGAAGAGUUCGAAUUGAUGGGGGACAUGCCUCGAGAAGAUCCAGUUGUUCUUGAACGUCGUCGUUCACGUAACAACGAAAUAACUAAAAAAUUGGGAGCCUAUCUACUCAAAGGUUAUUGUAUGCUAAGCGAUGCUUGUCCAGAGUGUGAUUGUAUUCUUCUUCGAACACCGGAACGUGAAUUACUUUGUGUUGGUUGUGCUGAAGUUGAUGUUGACAAUAACAAAGCCGAGAAAGAACCAGCGACAGUAGAAAAAGAUGCGCGUGAAACUUCAGCUGAGUCCAACACUAAGAAGAAAGAACGUGUAAAACGCACGAAAAAACGUAGUAAGAAAACAUCAUCGACAUUCGACGGUGAAGUCGCCCCCACUGAAAGUGCAAGCUAUUCAGCUCAACUGGAAAACAAACUCAAAUGGGCCGUUGAUGAAUUAGCAAAAUCUCAAAGUCCCAAUCGCAUCACUGCGAUGUGUACAGUUAUCUGCAAAUUAACCGAAUCGAUCAAAGCAUUAAAAGAAUACGAAACAGCAUCCGUUUAG